Argentina anserina (silverweed cinquefoil) is the source of this 1282-nucleotide messenger RNA. RefSeq names its product 28 kDa ribonucleoprotein, chloroplastic-like. Gene Ontology annotation, biological process: chloroplast rRNA processing. NCBI's taxonomy places the organism in Eukaryota, Viridiplantae, Streptophyta, Magnoliopsida, Rosales, Rosaceae. Gene Ontology annotation, cellular component: chloroplast thylakoid membrane. The transcript has 4 exons. Gene Ontology annotation, molecular function: mRNA binding. The coding region runs from base 91 to 999 and encodes 302 amino acids. The record is from RefSeq and is a predicted model, not a curated record.
CUUCGCCUCUCAUGUAAACCCAACUCUUCUCUCAUUCCUUAUCUUCUCCCCCUUCUAUCUCUUCCACCCUCUUCACUUCUCUCUGCAACCAUGUCUUCUGCAACAACCACUGGGUUUCUGAAGCCACUUACAAUAGCCGAAACUUGUCUAGCCUCUGUUUCGACCCCCAAAACCCAAUACCCUUUUCUUUCAUUUCCCUCCAAACCCACCAAGCUCUCAACUCUCUCAUGCUCAUUCUCUUCAUGGCUCUCUCUGAAACACAAGUCUCUGCCGCUCCAUGUGGCUCAGACAUCGGAAUGGGCCCAGCAAGAGGUGGCAGAAGAGGUUUUGGAAACAGAGGAGGUGCCAUUAGAGCCAAGUGCAGUGUCUGAAGGUGAAGCAGAAGCAGAAGCUGAGGAGAGCUCUGUGGUUGGUGCGGAAGAAGAGUUCUAUCCGGAGCCGCCGGAAGAGGCCAAGCUCUAUGUCGGUAACUUGCCUUUUGAUGUUGACAGUGAGACUCUUGCUAACACUUUCAAUGAGGCUGGAGUUGUUGAGAUUGCUGAGGUGAUCUACAAUAGGGAAACUGAUCAGAGCAGAGGGUUUGGGUUUGUGACUAUGAGUACUGUUGAAGAAGCUGAGAAGGCUGUGGAGAUGUUCAACCGAUAUGAUUUAGGUGGAAGGGCUUUGACUGUGAACAAGGCUGCUCCUAGAGGGUCACGCCCCGAAAGACCACCUAGAGUGAAUGAACCUUCUUACAGAAUUUACAUUGGUAACCUGCCUUGGCAGGUGGACGAUUCUCGUUUGGAGCAGGUGUUCAGUGAACAUGGCAAUGUGGUGAGUGCUAGGGUAGUUUAUGACAGGGAAACUGGCCGUUCACGCGGGUUUGGUUUUGUCCAAUUUUCUACUGAGACUGAAGUGCAGGAUGCCAUUGCAGCUCUUGAUGGACAGAGUUUGGAUGGUAGAACAAUCCGAGUGAAUGUUGCUGAAGAGCGACCAAGGCGUGGCUUGUUUUCAAGUUAAUAAGAAUGUUAUUGUGAGCCCUUCAAGGAUGGUGCCUGGUUUUGCGAGAGGAUGUUAGCAUUCUUGUAAUUUUUCUCUGUAUCCACAAGAGAAUUUAUCUUAGGAAAUUUUAUGUUCAUAUAGAUAGGCCCUUCUACCUUAUGCAUCCUCUACAUCUCGCCAGCAGCAUAUCACCAGUCGUUAUAUUUACUAGGUCCAUUGCAAUUCUCAGUACCAUUACUUUUCAUUGUAUUGGAACAAAUUGUCACCCUGCUUUCAAUAGAAUUGAUUGAUUUUCUCACAA